This is a messenger RNA of Humulus lupulus (European hop), 881 nucleotides long. Its product is annotated as leucine-rich repeat extensin-like protein 3. The transcript has a single exon. The record is from RefSeq and is a predicted model, not a curated record. Lineage: Eukaryota; Viridiplantae; Streptophyta; Magnoliopsida; Rosales; Cannabaceae. The coding region runs from base 134 to 697 and encodes 187 amino acids.
CACAAACUUUUUGUAGAGCCAUACACAAGAUAACAUAUACAUAUACAUAUACACAUGUUAUAUAUUAUGCCUCACUAACUAACUUUACCUCAGAACACAUUGAUUCAAAGAGAGAAAAAACCAUUUUUCUCAAAUGGGUAGAAGAAAAUGUCUUCCAUUGCUACUAAAAUCAUGGCUCUUAGGGCUAACCAUGUCCAUAUUGGCCACACCAACUCACCAAGACCAAGAAUCAGACCAAGCCAGUUUGCUCUGCAUAAGCGACUGUGCCACGUGUCCAGUCAUCUGUUCUCCUCCGCCGCCGCCGUCUCUAACCGAAAAGCCACAUCCUCCGCCGCCGGUUGAACCGGCGAACAACGCGCCACCUCCAACUUACUUCACUUUCUCACCGCCGCCGUCGCAGCCAACCAUUCCAGUGUCGUCGUCGCCGCCUCCCAAGAAAAAGUCGUCGCCGCCUCCUCCUCCUCCGUCGUGGAUUUACACCACUGGCUCUUCUCCUCCUCCUCCUCCUGCUCCGCAAACGGUGCCGUUUUCACCUGUUGUUAAAGCGCCGCCGUCUGGAGGAGGAGGCCACGACGAGUAUCCUUAUCCUUACUACUAUUUCUACGCCUCGGAUGCGGCUUCUUCCGGCGUCGGAGGGUUCAGAGUUUUCUUCGUUUUUAUGGUGUUUCAGUUUGUUUUUCGUAGCCGGUUUUGGUGAGAAGCUGACAGUGUUAACUAACGUGUGUGUAUGUAUAUAUAUGUAUAUGUAUUGUGUAUUAUAUCAUGUUAAGUAUAUAUAUAUAUACUGUUUUGUUCGUAUAGGAUUAGGGUUAUAUUAGUAAUUAUGUUAUUGCUAAAUAAUUUUAUGAAUAAAAGAUGAUGAUAUAUAUAGUUUCCCAUUA